Molecule: messenger RNA, 477 nt
Organism: Sphenostylis stenocarpa
Lineage: Eukaryota; Viridiplantae; Streptophyta; Magnoliopsida; Fabales; Fabaceae
Source: the annotation of a GenBank genome assembly
AUGAAGUCCUCAAGUCUGGCGUUCAUCCUAACCAUUGUGUCAACGUGCAGCAUUUUCUUAGCAGCAAGAAGCUCCCCGGAAGAUUUCCUUGAAGUGCACAACGAAGCUCGCGCAGCGGUUGGUGUAAAACCAUUGAAAUGGAACGAAACCCUGGUAGCCUAUGCUCAGAAAUAUGCGGACUCGAAGAAACAGACGUGCGAAAUGGAGCAUUCAAUGGGGCCUUACGGGGAGAACCUGGCGGAGGGUUAUGAGGAAUUGAAGGGCUCGGACGCAGCGAAAAUGUGGCUGUCGGAGAAAUCCUUUUAUGACCCGGAGACGAAACAGUGUGUUAAAGACGAGUGCUUGCAUUAUACUCAGAUGGUUUGGAACACCACAGAGAGUAUUGGAUGUGCUCGGACCAAGUGUGACAAUGGCUGGAUGUUUGUCAUCUGCAGUUAUUACCCUCCAGGCAAUUACGUAGGCUCUGCACCUUACUAA